UUAUUAUUGUUAUGUGUACAAUAAUAAUACACAAGUUGCUUAGCUGUUGUUUGCAUAUGAUUUUCAACACUGUUUAAACAUUAUUUUUGGGUUUCAAGUUGACGAAAGCGACCAAAAAAAGAAAAGAAGUGAAAAAGCAAACAACUUGAUAAAAUACUUAAACACACACACACACAGAGAGAGAGAAGCACUUGGUGCAUAUGUGUGUGUUGGUAUUUGAAUUGCCAGAUAUAUUUUUUUACGAUCUAUUACGAAACGUGCAACUAUUAAUCUUAAUAAAUACUAAUUGGAUACAAUACGCGCACGAGGCACACGAUCAAUCCAGAGAGAUCAGCAGCAACAACAGCAACAACAACAAUUCAGCAGCCAAUUGAUGCGCGUCAUGCAGCUUGAACGUCACAGCGGCAGCGCAGCUGGAAGCCAUAGAAAAACGCAUCAAAAGCAGCAGGCAACAGCCAAAAUGUGUUCCCGCAACAUAAAGAUCUCGGUGGUGCUGUUUCUUGUCUUGAUACCCAUAUUCACAGCGUUGCCACAUAAUCACAAUUUGUCGAAGCGCAGCAAUUUCUUCGAUCUGGAAUGCAAGGGCAUCUUCAACAAGACCAUGUUCUUUCGCCUAGAUCGCAUCUGUGAGGAUUGCUACCAAUUGUUCCGUGAGACGAGUAUACAUCGACUAUGCAAGAAAGACUGCUUUGAUUCCAAAUGGUUUGGCGAAUGCGUUAAAGUGCUUUUAACACCAACAGAAGAAAUAACAAAUUUACAACAUUUUAUAAAAGUAGUAAAUGGCUCGCCCAUAUCAUUCAACAUGGCGCCGGUUACAUAACUCUAAGUGGUUGGUUAGAACCACCACCGAAUACCACCAGAAACCACUCACACACACACACACACACACACAUCCACCUAUCCGCAGUUACACACGCAGCCACACACAUGCACACACUCACGCGAUACACACAAAGAAAUGGAAGAACAAGUUCAAGAGAUUCCAGUUCGCAUAUGGUUCGGUUCGGAACUUGAACCACACAUCCGAAGUAUCUGAACAACAACAACAACAAGAACAGAAGCAACAAGAGCAACUACAAUAACUACAAGCAGAACAACAAAUUAAAUGUUUAACGCCCAAAUUUAAUUCGUACUUAUUUAUUACUGUAUGCCUUACAGUUUUUACUAUAUGUGUUUUUUAAAAAACGAAUUAUUUUAAUUAA
This is a messenger RNA of Drosophila montana, 1202 nucleotides long. RefSeq names its product ion transport peptide (gene ITP). Gene Ontology annotation, cellular component: extracellular region. Gene Ontology annotation, biological process: circadian rhythm. Gene Ontology annotation, molecular function: neuropeptide hormone activity. The transcript has 3 exons. The coding region runs from base 374 to 820 and encodes 148 amino acids. Lineage: Eukaryota; Metazoa; Arthropoda; Insecta; Diptera; Drosophilidae. The record is from RefSeq and is a predicted model, not a curated record.